AUUGGUUCCUCCUCGGUUGCCUCGACCCCCUUUGUCGUCCAAUCCCCUAUUAGCCUCUUUCCGCACUCCCUUUCCAUUAUUGGGACCAACCCUAUGAUUGGCUGAACCUCACCGGCGCAGAGCCGUAAUUGGCUGGGCUCGGUGCACCAGCGGAAUCCGUGAGCCGCGCUGGUGAUGGAGGGGGCGCUGCUGAAAUGGACCAACUAUCUUUCGGGUUGGCAGCCACGAUACUUUGUGCUAGAAAAUGGCAUCCUCUCCUAUUAUGACUCUCAGGAUGAUGUGGGCAAGGGAAGCAAAGGCAGCAUCAAGAUGGCUGUGUGCGAGAUCAAAGUGCACGCCACGGACCCCACUCGUAUGGAGCUGGUCAUCCCAGGUGAGCAGUACUUCUACCUGAAGGCAGGAGGUGCUGCUGAGAGACAGAAAUGGCUGGUGGCUUUGGGCAGCUCCAAGGCCUGCCUUGGGGACAGCAGGACCCAGAAAGAGAAAGAUCUGGACCUGAGCAACGAGUCCCUGGGGAGGAAGCUGUCCGAACUGCGGCUGUACUGCGAUGUGCUGACACAGCAGGUUCUGGCCGUGCAGGACGCCACGCACCCUCAAGACAAUGGCUCCCCGCUCGACAUCCAGAAGAUGAACGAAGCUUCGUCCUUGUUGCAGGCCACCUGCAGCCAGUUCAUCUCCACGCUGGAAGAGUGCAUGAAAUUUGCAAACACCCGCUUGGCACCUGAGCUUUACCAUCCUUCGACAGUUCCCCAGCCUUCUGAUUUCGUGGGCACCAAACUCCCACAUUCCCACCGGGUAAAACGUUCUAUGAGCCACACGGGCAUCGUUUCCUCAGACAGAGCUCUGGAGCCAGCUCGGAUCCCCCCGGCACUUCCCAGAGGAACGGUGACUGUCCUGCGCAACCUGGAGGAGAUGGUGAUGCUCCGCUCACAGCAGUGGGGGCAGCAGGGUGCCCAGUCUGAAAGCCCCACAGGCACCAUAACCGAAGAAGCCAUUGAUACCGAGUUGUCGGCACAAGACCCGCCAGUGGAUUCGGCCGGCAGUGACCGAAGGCUGUAACCUGGAUUUUGGUGCUGCCUCGACUCUUAUGGACAGUUUGGAGCUCUCCUUACCGCUAACUAGCUAGAACGAUGGGCCGGAGGUUCCCUCAUCUAGCUUAGGAAUAGCCCGAGCCUGUCGGAUGUGUGGUUGGUUGCAUCCUCUGUGGCUGGCAAGCGUGAAAGGCUGGGGCGGCUGGUCGGUCUUGUGGUUGCCGGAUGUCUGGGAAUGUUGCCAGGGCUGCUGGGCAUUCCAAAACAGCCCUCGGUAAGAAGAGGCUGGUUCGGGGGGCAAGAUAGGGACUAGCUCUCCUUGCUGGAUUAGGUAGGGGAGGAAGAGAUGGCCCUGAAAAGAGCGUGGGAUGCUUAGGAGGCACCUUCUUCCUGGACAGGUUGCCCAGAUGUUCUCCUGGUGCUCUCCCCAAUGUCCUUACGUGGACAACAUUUCAGUCCCAGAGGUAGCUGGCGACUCAAGGUCUGUGGCAGGUGCAGAACACCUUCCUUCCCCCUCCCCGGACUAAGAUCUGCCCCUGCUUCCAGCCUUAGAGUUGCUUUGUUCCAGGUUGACUUGGGAAGUGCUCUGCCCCCCUGGGAAGACUUAACUUGCUGAGCAUCCUUUCCCUUUCCUCAGCAGAGGCCUCUUCCUCCAAAGCCCUCACCCCAAAGCGGACUUCCAUGACGGAACUUGCCGUGCGGCAUGUAGAAUUCCUCCUACGCUCUCCCUGCUUCUCUUCAGCCCUUUGCCGGAGCAGCGUGUCGCCAAACCCCGUGGUAGGAAAAGCAGUGUUUUUUGGGGACGUCUGACCCUAUGGCCAUGUUUGGCUCCCCCCACCCCCCGCACGCGCAGGGCUAGGUGACUUCAACCACUCACAUGCCAGACAUGAAUUAGCUCCUGUACACUACAGUUGGGAGAGUUAAGUCUUUGUCUUGUGGGUUUGUCUGUCAUCUAUGUUUUUUGUACAGAAGCAUGGCAGGAUCCUGGGCGCACGUGUGUGUGUGUGUGUGUCCGUCCGUCCGUCCGUGUCCCUCUCCUCCUCUUGAGCCCAUUCACGCGGAGAGCCCUGCCAAAGAUCAGACUCUAAUUUUGAAUGAAGACUCUAAUUUUGAAACAAA
Molecule: messenger RNA, 2150 nt
Organism: Elgaria multicarinata webbii
Lineage: Eukaryota; Metazoa; Chordata; Lepidosauria; Squamata; Anguidae
Product: pleckstrin homology domain-containing family A member 3-like
Exons: 8
Coding region: 175-1059 (294 amino acids)
Biological process (GO): receptor recycling; retrograde transport, endosome to Golgi; endosome organization
Cellular component (GO): recycling endosome; trans-Golgi network; early endosome
Source: RefSeq, a predicted model, not a curated record